This is a messenger RNA of Melampsora larici-populina 98AG31, 1122 nucleotides long. RefSeq lists its product as uncharacterized. NCBI's taxonomy places the organism in Eukaryota, Fungi, Basidiomycota, Pucciniomycetes, Pucciniales, Melampsoraceae. The coding region runs from base 1 to 1122 and encodes 373 amino acids. The record is from RefSeq and is a predicted model, not a curated record. The transcript has 3 exons.
AUGAUUGCAAAUGGAAUAAUAUGGCGAGAUGCGAAUGCUAUCCGCAAAAAGAUUGCCCGAUUAGAGGACGCUUGGCAAAAAGCUGACAGAGAACGUAACAAGACUGGUGCCGGGACUUUGAACACAGCACAGGAAAUCAAGACUGCAAAAGGUUGGGCUGACGAUGAUCCCGAAUGGCUGAAAGUAAAGAAGACGGCGCUUACACCUAUAUUGAAGAAGUGCAAAUAUUAUUUUGAACUCGGGCCUGUCUUUGAGGCACGACAUGCUAAUGUCAGACUAGCUGUGGCGCGUGGUUUACCUGCGACAACUGAAGACGCCAAAAGUGAAGUUCAAACGCAGCGUCGUGAUGCAAGAGAACAUUCGGAUAACUCAAAUCUUGCCUAUGAAGACAACCAGCAUGGCAUGGAGCGCAGGGCCAUCAAAGAUUCAAUGCCGACCCAUUCGAUUGAUGACGAAUCAGAUGAGCCAACUAUGGAUGAUUUCAGGAAUAUCUUGAAUCACGACAAUGAGCUGAAUGAAGAAAGUCAGGUUCCUUUCACUCCAACACCACGGAUCCAACCUCGAGGUCAAUUUUCUUCCUCAUCACUCAAACGGUCAACUUCGAAAAACUCCUGGGAUUCAUUAAGUCAAUCAACUUUCAGCAAGCGAGGCCAAACUUCUGGUUCAGCAUCAUCGAUCCAGGGUCUCUUUCAAGAAAGGGAUGUCAUUUCCAACCCCGCGCAAGUGGGAACAUCGACCAAUUCUAUCGAGCAUGAAGCUUUUGCCAAGCACGGUCAAACUAUGGAACGCAUAGCUAAAGUGGUCGAAAAUUUGGUGCCUAAUGCACAACAAUCAUCUCAAUCUGUCUAUAGUCCCGAAGAAGUCCAAAGAAAAUCUAAAAUCAAACUCGAAAUAGCUGAAACCAAGUUAAAAAGUGAUAAAUUUGAUUUAGAUUCGAGGAAGGAAAAGCAUUUGCUUGAGAUGAAACAAAUGAAAGCCGAUCUAGAACAUCAACAAGUUGCUAGGCACGCUCAAAUGAUUAGUUCUUUGAUGAAAGAACAUAAUAUCAGUAUUCAAGAAGCAAUGCUCUUAGCUCAACAAGCGCAAGUGAUGAUGCAAUCAACUUCAAAUUCAAGUACAUGA